Klebsormidium nitens is the source of this 3173-nucleotide messenger RNA. Lineage: Eukaryota; Viridiplantae; Streptophyta; Klebsormidiophyceae; Klebsormidiales; Klebsormidiaceae. The record is from the annotation of a GenBank genome assembly.
UCACAAUCAGUAUCACAGCCAGGAGGGCAAAUGGCAGGAUGAAGACGUUCUGAGGCGCCCUAAGUGCCUAAGCAUUGGCCAUGGUGACUUACAGGCAGUCAAGAAGCCGCGCUCCGAACUUUUUGCAGUAUUUGCUUUUCUUGGACUACUGCUCCUCGGAAUCCAGACUGGGCCCUUCACCCAAAAGUCGAAGGAAAAGCUUGGCACUUGUGAACGUCAGCCGCUGGCAGCUCCAUUCCUCAAAAUGUCCAAUGCACCCUCUCAGGAACAGGCUGCAGGCAGGCCAAAAGGGUGUGGAGGUGGAGUCUCUGUGAGAGGGGCUGACGGGCAGUUUAGGAAGAGAAGCUGGAAGGAUAUCUCCCCAGAACGAAGCAGCGGCAGCAAUGAUACAACACAACCAGAUGUGAGUCACCAGAGAGCACCAAGCAAUGCAACUCUUCCUGGGCAAGAGCCACUUCAGUCUCAGGUGGACUGGGCCGAGGAUGGCGGCGAUUGGAGUAGCCAGUCUGAUUCAUUCCAGCGAGAGCCGUCGGUGCUCGAUGUCUACACCCACCAGCUGCUCAGCAUCUUGGAGGAAUGCGUGCCCCCUGUUCUGCCGCUUGGUCCAGAUGACGUUGAUGAGGUCCUGGAAAGCACUUUCUGCUUUCCUACUUUUGUUGAGACAAAGGGGGUUUUAAACUACGACUCAUUCGUAAUGCCGGGGGUCUGUGAGGUCCCGCUUGUAGGUGGUGGAAUAGCAGUGGCCCAUUGGUGCAACUGCUGUCCAGAGCUAGAAUUACAACGGUGCAUCUUUAGUGGCAUUCCCCAAGGGAAGCAGGAAAUGUCUUACCUUGAGAGCCAGGCGCCACAGUGCAUUCACCUAAAGGCGCUGUUCAAGCUUGGGGAUGCUGUCGAGCUGACGGCUUCUAAACUUUGCGCACGGUCCAGUGAAAGCAGCAGAGCGCAGUCCAGUGGCGAGCAAGUUGCUGAGGAGCGUGUCCUUCUCCUCCCGUUUCGGGGUACUGCACCCAAGGCAGCUUUGGUAGGGACAACACGGUCGGAUUGUGUUGUGGUUGUAGAGAAGAGUCCUGGACGUUGGAACUGCACCGAGUGCUACGGCAAGGGGAAGAUAAAGUGCUGGCAUGUGCAAAGGGUGAUGGGGCCAGGGGCGUCUUUUGAAUAUUCGAGGAUGACGCCAGAGCAGUUUGAGGAGCAGUUGGCUCAGGAUUUUGACAAGACCACAGGAAAACGUAGGCUGAAGUGCCUCUCUCGGGCGGCUGUUCGGGAAGCACACCGGGCAGACCAGGAUUUGGCCAGCCUACUGAUGCGAAGAGGCACGGGUCAGGUUGGCUUCCCUGCGGUGUGUCAAGUCGGCGCGCCUUCGGAAGGAGAGUGCGGGAGCUGCAAACGGCCUUGGGCGGACUCCUUCGUGUCUCUGGUGUCGGGUACGAUCUUCCACCUGCUUGCGCCUGUCCAAACUCAAGUCCAGGUUCGGACCUGCCCAUGUGGGCGCACUGUUUGGCAUUACGGCGGUCGUGCGGAUGGCAUUUUGAACUUCAACGACAAGUAUCUCUACUCCUACGAGAUCCUGCAAUGGUAUGCCAACCAGAUGUGGCGCGCUAAAGUGCCAUUUGUGUCCAUGUGGGAAUCCGUUCUGUCAAUGUACCUCGCUGCGGGCGUCGACAAGGAGGCCCUCAAGUUGUACAUCAACCAACGUCAGGCGUUCCAAGACGCCUUCUUUGACUACAUCACCCUACUCGACAUCAACUACUCUACGUCGUUCCGCUGUACGUGCGCCCCUCCGGAGGGGGUGUCGCCAGCGGAUCACGAGCCAUCUGAGCUCAUCGGGGACGGUGUUACACUUGGUUAUCGGGCAGAUCUUAGCUACCUUGUAACACCUUGGAAGCGUGACAACACGGCUGAGCUAAAGACUGGUUCCCUUCAUCAGAACCGGACGUUCGUGCAGAAUGCUCAGAUCCGCGGGGCUCUACUCCGAUUUGCACAGCCACCGGGGAAGGCAGGAGCGGGACUGAUAGAGGACGAGUUAGAGCAACUGCGAACCUCCCUUUCAAACACUUCGGCGAAGCAUCUCGUUUACCUCCUCGAUUCCCCCCAAUUGCACCAAGCUAGAUUCUUCUGUAGCGAGCGCGCGAUAGAGUUUCUCCGCGCUGCAUCAGUACCCCAGGCUGCUGCCAUUCUGCUUCCGCAAGAGGUGGAGUCGAUCAUCGAGCUUCUCAUAAGCUCUGAGCAUCUAAGACUUGCAGAUCUAGGUGUGGCACGGAAACUCGCAGAGCGAGCUCCGGUUCUCGGACGGUUCCUACAAGGGCGGCUCGCUCAAGCGGGCAACCAGCUUGGCGAAGCAGAUUGCCUCCUCCUUCGAGACCUGCUAGUCGUUGCACGGAAGUCGUACGUUGAGGAACCGAUUGAGGCGUUCAAGAAGCUCAGAAGACGCAAAAUGGACGACGCCCAAAGCGAAAGAGACUCCCCAGGAGCGCUCGAUAUGGACGCCAUGUCCGAAGAUGAACAGUUCCUUCGGACUGGACACUACUUCCCGAACCAGCCCAUCUCGCGGCAGCUUCCACCAUACGCCGCCGACUCUUUCAGUCAGAAGGUGGGGCCGACCUGCACGAAAUACAAGAGCCAACAUAAGAAGCUCACUCCGGGCAUCUUCCCCUUCUUCUGCAUCUUUUGCGCGAUGUGCGUUGGCUUUGUGGUCCUACCAAGCGCGGAGUCUCCCAAGAUCGUGUUCCAGACCCUGUUCACCCGUUUCAGAAAACUGAAGCGCUUCAUCUGCGACAACGUCUGCCACUUGUUUUCUUAUGCUUUGAAUAGAGAGCCGAAAUGGGCGGGGGACAUCCACUCGCUUAUAGACAGAUUACACACCGUCAAUCACAAAGACUGCAGUCCAGCUUUUGGAAUUGACAGGUACGCUUCCUUACGAUCAGUUAACUCGCAGCGUAGUGAACAGAAAAACUCGAGGCUCGUGAACGCGAAAACCCAGGCCGCAUACAUGAAGCAGAGCAACUUCUUGAUAUUUAUGCGUUACUAUCUGCACUGUUUGAAUAGGCAAGAAGAGCUCGGCGAUCUGCUAGGUGUGGACAAAUAGUGCUCAUGCUUAUCAAGAGAACUUCUCGGUCUGCUGAACAAUAAUCUGUGACGCAAUCUGUGGGACGGAAUCGUAGGAUGGAAUUUUC